GAUUGAUUUUCCUCAUUAUUUUAUGCUCCCAAUCUUCCUCUUUCCCCUCCAUUUGUAUGAUUCGGGGUGUUGCAGAAAGCUUAGCCCCGAAGGUUUGGACUGCAAGCUCAGCCCAGCUCCAGUGCUCCAGUUGUUCAGCUUCUUGCCUUUUCUUUUUCUCUCCUUAAAUCUUUUCCCUUCUUAGCUAAAUUUUGAGAAUCGAAAACCCUGAUGUCUCUCUGUUGCUUGCCUCUCUUGCGUUUCGAUCCAUUGUAAAAUUUUAGGGGUUGUUGAUCUCAUUCUGGCGAUGUUCUGAUCUAGUCACUUGUUUGCUGCUUCUUUGAUUCUAUUCAUAGACGUGUCAUUUCUUUGCGGAAGCAUCUGAGACUUUGGAUGCGUCGUUUGAAUUUGGGUUCUGAGUUCUUCUUUACGUUUUUGGUUUCCUGUAUGCUUCUUCCAUCAGACGUUUUCUUAUUAAUCCACUUUUUUUUUUCAUGUUUUCUAGCCCUAGGACCACCCCAAAACUAAUUGUUUGACGAUUCUGACUGCAAAGUGUUGGUUUCUUUGAUUUUUUUUUUUUUUUUUAUCGAGAUUUCAAGCCGAUUACCAUUCCGAUGAAUUGUUAACUUCAAUCUUGGUUUGGUGUCAAGGUUUUGUUCUUUUACAGCAGGAGAGUUUCUACGGUUUAGGCAGCCAUAUAAGUAAGAAGGGAGAAGUGCAGGCAUUGUAUGGCAGAUCUUAAUCGUGCCUUUUCUAUGGAGGAGCUCCCUGCGCAUUUGAUUUAUGAGAUUUUGAGUUCAGGUCGUCUCAGCUCUGCAGAUCUUGCAUGCGUGGAGGCAACAUGCCGAAUUUUCAGGGGAAGUCAUGGGGCUUGUCCUGAUACAUUCCGUUCUAUGAUUGAAUUUGCUGCAUUUCAUCUCUGUGAAAAGCACCUGAUAUUUGCUUCUCUGCCUCAAUCCGCAAAGAAGGAUCUUGUUGAUCGCUGUGGUGGGAAUUGGAAGAAGGUUCUAAGAUUCUUGCAAUCAGUGGAGCAAUCUUCAGGCACCGCCAAGACAUCAGCAGGCAAUAUGCAAAUAACCACUGGAAGAUAUCAUACGCUCCUGAUUCAUGAUUCUUUUGUUUACUCAUGUGGAUCUAGUUUGUGUGGUGUGCUCGGUCAUGGUCAAGAUACAACACAGUGUGUGGCAUUUAGCCGCAUCAAUAUUCCUUCGCUCUCUCGUGUCAUCCACAUGUCUGCAUCUCAUAACCAUGCUGCCUUUGUCGUGGAGUCAGGAGAGGUUUUCACCUGUGGUGAUAAUUCGUCAUUUUGCUGUGGUCAUGGAGAAGUUCGACGGGCAAUUUUCAGGCCUACUCUCAUUGAAGCUCUAAGGGGGAUACCAUGCAAACAGGUUGCCACUGGUCUGAGUUUCACUGUAAUUCUUACCAAGGAAGGUGAUGUAUUCACUUGUGGAAGCAACACCCAUGGACAGCUUGGUCAUGGAGACAAUCUCGACCGUCCCAUUCCUACAAAAGUUGAAUCGCUCGAGGGUGUUGGCCAUGUUGAUCAGGUUGCUACUGGUGCGAGUUACACCUUCGCCUUAACUAAUGAUGGGACUGUUUAUUCGUUUGGUUCAUGCUCGAAUUUCUGCCUUGGUCAUGGAGAUCAGCACGAUGAGCUUCUUCCCAGAGCGAUUAAAUGGUUUAAGACUAAUAAUAUUCAUGUAGUGCGAGUAUCUGCUGGUGAUGAACAUGCUGUGGCACUAGAUUCCAACGGAUAUGUUUAUACAUGGGGUAGAGGAUAUUGUGGAGCUCUUGGACAUGGAGAUGAGAAUGAUAAAACUAGUCCUGAACUGUUGAACAGCCUAAAAAACCAUCUUGCUGUCCAGGUUUGUGCGAGGAAGAGAAAGACCUUCGUUCUAACAGACGAAGGCUCUGUUUUAGCCUUUGGAUGGAUGGGAUUUGGCAGCCUCGGCUUCUCCGACCGCGGAUGUUCGGACAAAGUCUUGCAGCCUCGAAUCCUCGAUAAUCUCAAGUCUCAUUAUGUCUCCCAAAUCAGCACCGGACUCUAUCACACUGUUGCCGUAACAAAUAAAGGUUUGGUUUUUGGGUUCGGAGAUAACGAGAGAGCCCAACUCGGCCUUGAAUGGCUAAGGGGAUGCCUAAAUCCAACCGAAAUUAUGUUGCAGACAACCAUGGAAGAUAUGUCAAUAGCAGCACAGAGUGGAUGAUGAUUAACUUUUAACUCUCAUGAGGUUAGCAGGCCUCAGUUGUGUUAGAAUAAUGAAUUUGUUUGUCGCAGUAAAGGUUGUAAAAGUAAAAUUUCAUUUGUUCAUAAUUUGCCUUUUAUCAGGUUUUUAUCUUGAAAGAA
Molecule: messenger RNA, 2326 nt
Organism: Phalaenopsis equestris
Lineage: Eukaryota; Viridiplantae; Streptophyta; Magnoliopsida; Asparagales; Orchidaceae
Product: probable E3 ubiquitin-protein ligase HERC3
Exons: 6
Coding region: 708-2186 (492 amino acids)
Source: RefSeq, a predicted model, not a curated record